Molecule: messenger RNA, 2809 nt
Organism: Triplophysa dalaica
Lineage: Eukaryota; Metazoa; Chordata; Actinopteri; Cypriniformes; Nemacheilidae
Gene: bicc2
Product: bicaudal C homolog 2
Exons: 19
Coding region: 1-2550 (849 amino acids)
Cellular component (GO): cytoplasm
Molecular function (GO): RNA binding; protein binding
Source: RefSeq, a predicted model, not a curated record
AUGGCCUCACCAGAGACGUGCAGCAUUGUGGAAACCCUCCAGUGUGAGUCUCCAAAACAAGAACCAGCUCAAAACCCAUACCAAGAUCAAAACCAAGAUCAAGAUCCGGCCCUUCAAAACCAGAACGGGAGAGAUGAAGAUGAGGAGGAAGAUGAAGGUGUCAGUUCCGGGACGGAACCUGAACUUCAGAACGAGGAACAUUUGGACUCGGAGAGGGUGGAGGAGAGCUUCCGCAUAGACCGCAAGAAACUUGAGCUCAUGCUGUACGCUCCCGCAGAAGGUUCUGGACAAACAGGAGAUGAAUUCUUUGAACGGGUGAUGAGAGAAACAGGCACGCAGGUGAAAUGGCCGUCUAAGCUAAAGAUCGGAGCUAAAUCCAAGAAAGACCCUCACGUUAAAGUGGAAGGAAAGAGAGCCAAUGUGCUUGAGGCGAAACAGAAGAUUCUGGAACUUCUCGAGACUAAAGUGAAUAAGGUGACGCUGAAGUUGGAUGUCACCCACACCGAACAUUCCCAUGUGAUUGGUAAAGGGGGCGGGAACAUUAAGAAGGUCAUGGAGGAAACUUCCUGUCACAUUCAUUUCCCCGAUUCAAACCGGAACAGUCUGACGGGAGAAAAGAGUAACCAGGUAUCUAUUGCCGGGCCGGUGGAGGGGGUGGAGUCUGCGCGGACACACAUCCGGGCCCUGCAGCCCCUGGUGCUGACCUUUGACCUCCCAGUGACUCUCAUGGGGGGUGCGGUGGCAGAUACGGGGUCACCUGUGAUACAGCAUGUGGCUCAAGCGUUUGGAGUGAGCGUGAGCUUCAGAACUCAACCCAAAAUCUACAGCAACUCCUGUGUAGUGAGAGGAACCCACGGGAACAGUGCUGCUGUGAAGAAGGCAACGUGCGCGCUCAUGGAGUUGCUGCUGGGCCCGGAGGCGGUUGCCGGGGUAACGGGGGUGGUGGUGAGCACACAGCUUGACGUGACCUCUCAACAGCAUUUGUUCCUGUUGGGUCAAAACGGUGUGAAUUUUCUCACCGUGAUGCAUCAAACGCACACACAGAUCAUCCUCCCCGACCUCAGCGCUCCGCAACACACACCCUCACUCAUGAUCCAGGGCACGGCCGACGGGGUGUGUGUCGCUCGACAGCAGCUCAUGGACUGCCUGCCAGUGUGUCUUAUGUUUGAUAUGAAGGACGAAGGCGAGUCUGACCCUCGGAAACUCGCCCAGAUGAUGCAGAAUCUGGGGGUAUUUAUCAGCAUUAAACCAAAGGUCAAGCAGACAGCAAAGUCAGUCGUCUUAAAGGGUUUAGAGAGAAACAUCGCAAAUCUCUACAAGACCAGAAAUCUGCUACUAGGCCUGGACUCCGAGGUAUCCAUGACAACCAAGCCGCCUGUGGACCCUCUGGUGGCCAAUAAUGGAAUGACGGGCUACUGGCUAAACAUACUAAUGCAACAACUGCGUCUCACAGAGACAGCGGCUGCGGUUAGCUCUCUCUCUGGAAAGCCACGCCCCUCUCCCCCACCUGGAUUGGUGGUUUCCUCAGAAGAUGGGAGGAUAGGACUUAAAGGGACAGACUCAAAAUUAGAGAAGAUUCCAGAGAAUGAAGGUCAGCUUUCAAACGGCGAGAUGGAGAAUUGUGUCACGCCACAUGCAGAGGUUAGAGAGGUUGUCGUCAAGCCAGCCGCCUCAUCGAGAAGAGGCAGCCAAUCAGACAACCCCAGGGAUCUAAAGCAAUCGCUCACAUCCGAGAGCUCACACAGGUCCGUGAGAGCGGAGGUGGAUGGUGUUUACUCGAACAGAGACAGACGCUGUAGUCUGCGAGUUUUCACCUCUAUGGACUCUAAUAAUGAGGAUCAAGAGUAUGAGAGAAAGAAGCUUCUGGCGAAUCAAGCAAUGCAACAGACGCCAGUGGUCACUGAGGUCAGGACCCCCACGGACACCUGGAGUGGACUGGGAUUCUCCAAAUCAAUGCCCGCAGAAGCUGUGAAAGAACUGAGAGCAGUGAACCGACGCUGCUAUAGACCAUACCAGCAGCAGUCGUGGAUUUCUCCAAGUGGGAACGGCAGUCAUUCUGGGAACUGGAGAGAAAGAAGAGGAUCCUUAUCUUCGUCGCCACCUGACUUAUCAUCAUCUUCAUCCUCCUUUCAGUCCUACAGAUUUUCAACAGCCCGAACAUUGGAGGGCUUCCUGACCAGCACUAACCACUCUGAGGGUGGAUCUGCAGUACCAAGACAUUUGAUUGGCCGGUUACCUAGUCCCACCCACACGGAUGAUCUCGAAGAGUUACUGGCACAGCUGGGUCUGGCGAAAUACAUUGAUAUAUUCCAAGAACAGGAGAUUGAUUUUCAGACCUUCCUGACGCUGACAGAUGAGGAUUUGAAGGAAGUGGGUGUGAGCACGUUUGGAGCACGCCGGAAGAUGAUUCUUGCCAUCACAGAUUUGAGCAAAAAGAGAAAAUGUCCAGAAGCAGCCAAUGUAAAGUCUGGUUACCUGGAAGGUGGGGCAAGUGGGCGUCUUCCACGGAUUAUGGAUGAGGACUUGGCCACCAAAAGUAUCCGCUGGUGAAGAGCAGUGAAGACUUUUUCUACAUUGCACCUGAGACCAUUAAUGCUUCGUGUCAUGUGGCCCUCGGGGACCAAUCAAAGUUUGGGACAUGAUAGAUGAUUACCAUAAUAAGGCAGAGAAGACAGAUGUGCUAUUAGUCUCAGAGGAAACAUGCUGAGAUGUCUGACCUUCAACGUGAACCAACUGCCUGUCCAACACUUUUUAUGCAAGUCUCUCUCUAUCUUUUGUUUCUCUACAUCUCUUUCUCACACUGCUCUUG